Phaeodactylum tricornutum CCAP 1055/1 is the source of this 501-nucleotide messenger RNA. RefSeq lists its product with no specific name. The record is from RefSeq and is a predicted model, not a curated record. The transcript has a single exon. Lineage: Eukaryota; Bacillariophyta; Bacillariophyceae; Surirellales; Neidiaceae. The coding region runs from base 1 to 441 and encodes 146 amino acids.
AUGGUCUUUGGAAGGGUUGUAGAUUUAUUUCGAGGCGAGCCACAGCUCCCCGAAGGACCAACGAAACUGCCUCAAUAUUUUCCGGUCGAACCGAAAGGUUGCGAAAAACACGCGCAAAAGCUCUUCUCCUGCCUUGUAAACGAAGCCACCACCAAAGCCCGGGAUAUGGAAAAGGCCGGUCUUCAUAAAAGCUACUUUCCUGACGUCAAGGUUACACCAGGAGACGACAAAGCAGCUCAGUUGGUUGCUGAAGGAUCGGACGACCCUGAACUACCGAAGGCCGGUGAGAACCCCCUUGAUAAAUGCCGCACCGCAAUUGCAUACUACCAACGCUGUUGCGACCGUGAACUAAAGAAGCGACAGAAUUGGAUACUGACUGAGCCGUAUCGUGUGCAGGAAGAAUACCGGUACGGAGGCGUCAAUGCUCCCGAUGACGCAUAAAUUAAUGGAAAAGACAAACUGUGAAACUUCUCGCAACUAAAAUUAGUUCUUUGUGUUAAG